CCCUGCGGCCGUCAAGAUAAUUCCCAUCAUACUACCUACUCAGUACUCGAGGACCUUUACCGAUAACCACACCCUUCCCAACACUUCCCUCUAUCAUCAUGGAACCCUACGACAACAGCCCGUUCUGGGACAUCGGCGUAGAUGAUCUCGCAAGCUACUGGAACGGUGGCCAAGACAAGACGUACGACCACCAAGACAGCGGCAACGACAGCGACAAAGAAUUCUGGCUCAAUAUCAAGACGAUGACUCAGACGACGAGCCCGAAGGCGGCCAGUACGAGGAUAACGAGGAUGGCGACUGUCGAGGCUGCUGUGGUGACGAAGGGUGCCACUGUCACUGUUGUGAUCCGGACGACAUGGAAGGUUGCCAAUGCUGUGGGAGAAAGAGUUGUCAUUGCCAGUGUUGCGAUGGGGAUGAUGACGACGAUGACUACGAAGAUAGGUAGCUUUGGGGGUGCUGGUCGGGUAGCGGCUUCAUGCAUUAAGUAG
This is a messenger RNA of Podospora bellae-mahoneyi, 488 nucleotides long. RefSeq lists its product as uncharacterized. The transcript is spliced from 2 exons. Lineage: Eukaryota; Fungi; Ascomycota; Sordariomycetes; Sordariales; Podosporaceae. The record is from RefSeq and is a predicted model, not a curated record. Bases 99 to 488 code for a protein of 129 amino acids.